CCCGAUAUCUAUCAUUUAAGAAUUAAAGCUUUUCAUUCAAUAUUCACUUGCAAUGUGAACGAAGGAGUCUCCUCCUUCUCACUCUCUAUAUAUUUGGUGCAUGCACCUGUGUAUCACUCCUUACCCUUUGAAUCCCAAGCUAGUCUUUUUCAUCCCAUCUAUUUCCUUCCAUUUUCCUAUCUUUGUUUCCAAGAAUUGACCAGUCAGGGUUUUGUUAGUGUAAAACAAAUUAAGGAAAGGAUUUCUUCUUCUUCUUCUUGUUUUGUUUUGAGAGUUAAGAUGAAGAAGAGAACUAGUGAGUCAUCCAGGCUUGACAGAAAAACAGUGGAGAGAAAUCGGAGGAUUCACAUGAAAGAUUUAUGCUUGAAGCUUGCUUCUCUACUCCCUCCUCAUCUUUUCAAACCCUCCAAGGACAUGCUAUCACAACAAGAUCAACUUGAGCUUGCUGCCUGCUACAUAAAGCAACUGAGAGAAAGAGUAGAGGGACUGAAGAGGGUAAAAGAAGAACAAGCAAUCACAACAACUCGAACAAGCAGCAGUGCCAAGACUAGUAUGAUGAUUGGCUUGAGAUUGCCAGUGGUUGAACUAAGAGAUUUUGGGUCAACCAUAGAAGUGGUGUUGAUUAGUGGGUUGAACAAGAACUUCAUGUUUUAUGAAGUUAUCAAUGUUCUUAGUGACGAAGGAGCUGAAGUUAUCAGUGCUAGCUAUUCAACUGUUGGAGACAAGGUUUUCCAUACAAUUCAUGCCCAGGUUAGAAUUUCCAGAGUUGGUGUGGAGACUUCAAGGGUAUGUGAGAGAUUGCAGGAACUGAUUUGCUAAGUGUUUAUAAAGGUGUCCAUCAAAUGGAGAUGCUUAAAAAUAUAAUUAAUGUCAUUAAUUGCCUCUAAAUGCAAUGCAAUAUGUGAGAUAUUUGUAAUUAAGAAUGUAAUAAAAUAAUUAAAUACAAUUAAGUGUAACGGCACUAUAAACCGAAGGGUGUAAUGGAGGCUAAUCCAUUUCAUUCAUUAGUUUCCUUGUAAAUCUAAUAUCUUAAAGCAAUGCGAUUAUAUAUUAUGUUUGAUA
Populus trichocarpa (black cottonwood) is the source of this 1062-nucleotide messenger RNA. RefSeq names its product transcription factor bHLH162. Lineage: Eukaryota; Viridiplantae; Streptophyta; Magnoliopsida; Malpighiales; Salicaceae. The record is from RefSeq and is a predicted model, not a curated record. Bases 280 to 819 code for a protein of 179 amino acids. Gene Ontology annotation, molecular function: protein dimerization activity; DNA-binding transcription factor activity, RNA polymerase II-specific; RNA polymerase II transcription regulatory region sequence-specific DNA binding. The transcript has 3 exons. Gene Ontology annotation, cellular component: RNA polymerase II transcription regulator complex. Gene Ontology annotation, biological process: regulation of transcription by RNA polymerase II.